AUGUGUGGUAUUUUUGCCUACGUAAACUAUCUGGUCGAAAAGGACCGACGCCAGAUUAUUGAUAUCAUCACCACUGCGCUCGGUCGUCUCGAGUAUCGUGGCUAUGAUAGUGCUGGCAUCACUGUUGACGGCGACACGGAGCAGGAUGUCAUGAUUUUCAAGCAGGUUGGCAAAGUCCAAGCACUUCGCAACCAUAUCAACGAAGCACCCAUUGACUUUGCUAGAACGUUUGUCUCCCAUACUGGUAUGGCCCAUACGCGCUGGGCUACCCACGGCCCUCCUUCGCCGCUGAACUGCCACCCUCACCGUAGCGACGACAAGGCCGAGUUUACUGUCGUGCACAAUGGUAUUCUCACCAACUACCGCGAGCUGAAAAUGGUUCUUGAAAAGAAAGGUUACAAGUUUGAAACGGACACCGACACCGAGGCAGUUGCUGUCCUGGUCAAGUACUUUUGGGACAGCUACCCCGAGAACCGCAAGCCCAACUUCCACACCGUCGUGCGCUGCGCCAUCAAGGAGCUUGAAGGCGCCUUUUCCUUUGUGUUCAAGUCUGUCCAUUUCCCUGACGAGCUUAUCGCUGCGCGCCGCGGCUCUCCACUCCUGGUCGGUGUCAAGACCGAAAAGAAACUCAAGGUCGACUUUGUUGAUGUCCAGCCAGGCAACCCCGCCGACAUUGACGUCGGCCAGCCGAACCUGCACAGCUCCCCUCAGCUCACCCAGUUCAACGACCCCGUGAUUCAGAACAACGGCAGCAUCGACAAGCUGCUUCGUUCGCAGUCGCGUGCAUUCUUGUCCGAAGACGGCGUGCCCCAACCUAUCGAGUACUUUAUCGCUUCGGAUGCGUCUGCCGUGAUUGAGCACACCAAGCGUGUCCUCUACUUGGAGGAUGACGACAUUGCACACAUUGCAGAGGGCGAGUUGCACAUCCACCGUCUGCGUCGCAAUGAUGGCCUCUCUACCACACGCUCUAUUGAGACGCUCGAGAUGGAGCUGGCCGAAAUUAUGAAGGGCCAGUUUGACCACUUUAUGCAGAAGGAGAUUUACGAGCAGCCCGAGUCGGUGGUGAACACGAUGCGUGGACGUGUCAACUUUGACACGCGUCAAGUUAAACUCGGUGGCCUUUCUCAAUACCUCAAUACGAUUCGCCGCUGCCGCCGUAUUGUGUUUAUCGCAUGUGGUACGAGCUACAAUUCUUGUGUUGCAACGCGCGCCAUCUUUGAGGAGCUCAGUGAAAUUCCUGUCUCGGUAGAACUCGCGUCGGACUUUUUGGACCGCAAGUCGCCCAUCUUCCGCGACGAUGUGUGUGUGUUUGUGUCGCAGUCUGGUGAGACCGCUGACACGAUCUUGGCCAUGCGCUACUGUCUUGGCCGCGGUGCGCUUUGUGUCGGUGUCGUCAACACCGUCGGCAGUACCAUUUCUCGCGAGACGCACUGUGGUGUGCACAUCAACGCCGGUCCGGAGAUUGGUGUGGCAUCGACCAAGGCGUACACGUCGCAAUACAUUGCGCUCAUCAUGAUGGCGGUUCAGCUGUCGGAGGAUCGCGUCUCGAUGACUGCGCGCCGCAGCGAGAUUAUCGACGGCCUACACGCCCUCCCGGAGCAGCUUCGUACCAUCCUUGCUGAAGACAAGGCGUUCCAGGACUUGGCGUACAAUGUACUCUUUAGGGAAAAGUCGCUGCUUAUCAUGGGCCGUGGCUACCAAUUCGCGACUUGUCUCGAGGGCGCGUUGAAGAUCAAGGAAGUCUGCUACAUGCACUCGGAAGGUAUUCUGGCCGGUGAACUCAAGCACGGACCUCUUGCGUUGAUCGACGAAUCGAUGGCUGUGAUCCUCAUCAUGACCAAGGACUCUCUUUACCCCAAGGUUCAGACAGCCUUGAGCCAGGUCUGUGCGCGCAACGGCCGCCCAAUUAUUAUCUGCAAUGAGGACGAUGAGAACGUCGCUGCUGGCGCGCGUGCUAUUCGUGUGCCGCAAACUGUCGACUGCCUGCAGGGACUGCUAACUGUUGUGCCUCUUCAGCUUAUUUCAUAUCAUCUUGCUACCGCGAGUGGCGUUGAUGUGGACUUCCCUCGUAACUUGGCGAAGAGCGUCACUGUCGAGUAA
Messenger RNA from Malassezia vespertilionis, 2100 nucleotides. It is a transcript of the gene GFA1, whose product is annotated as glutamine--fructose-6-phosphate transaminase (isomerizing). Lineage: Eukaryota; Fungi; Basidiomycota; Malasseziomycetes; Malasseziales; Malasseziaceae. The transcript is spliced from 3 exons. Gene Ontology annotation, biological process: UDP-N-acetylglucosamine metabolic process; protein N-linked glycosylation; fructose 6-phosphate metabolic process. The coding region runs from base 1 to 2100 and encodes 699 amino acids. Gene Ontology annotation, molecular function: carbohydrate derivative binding; L-glutamine:D-fructose-6-phosphate transaminase (isomerizing) activity. The record is from RefSeq and is a predicted model, not a curated record.